AAUAAAGAUCAGCACAACUUCUUCCGGGUUAUUGAAUUUCGUCAACAUCUCAAUCGAUUUGACGAAGAGACACUAAAACAGAGUUGAGUUUACACUUAUUAACAGUUAACCUGACUAUAAAUAAGAUGCUCGGGCGAGAUGAUGGUCGUCCUCUCGUACAAGCUCCAAUGGAUUCUCCAUUAAACUCUGUGAGUAUCCAUUUGUUUAUUAGUUCUUUGUAGGACAAACUCACUAGAACUAGAAUUAUGAAUUAGCAAGUAGUGGUCAUAAGAUUAUGAUGAUCAUGACAUUUUUGAUAAGUCAUUGAGUUAGAGGCUACAAGUUAUAAGUUAAGUGAGUCUAGUCCUCGUAACAGACCCGCACCUGGGGGGUGGGGGCAACCAUGGCACUUGUCAGGGGCCAGAGUUAGAUAAGGGCCCGCCCUUUUUUGAGUUAUAAAAUUAAAAUAUAAUAUACGCCCCACAUGUUUGAAACACGAAAGGUACCAGAACUCUGUCAGCUGCUUGGGGCCCAGAAUUUCCUAGGUGCAGGCCUGCUAUUAAUACUAGUAAUUUAAAUAGUAAUUAAUAAUACUAACUAUGAAUUACAUUUCUGUGCUUCAAAGUCACUAAAGCGCCAUGCGAACACGGCACGAAGGAAGCUAAGUUUUUCAGUAAAGUGUGCAUUGGGAAACACCAUAGCAUGACUUGGAUACAAUUGUACGCCGGUCAAAUGGGCUUUGCCCAGGCAAGGUUUUGGACCAUUUUCAUUUGGAGUUUGAGGAGGUCUAUGGGGAAGUCUGGAUGGGGUUAAAACAAUAGUUUACCUGACUGGGUGACAGUUGUGACUCCAGCCGAUGAGUGGCCAGUGACGUCAGGGAGGAUAAGAUAAAAUAGGAGCCGAGGCCUAAAUGAAGAGUGUGAGAUGUAACUUUUGGGCCGAACACUGGAUUUAGCCAACGUAGGAUGAGGAGAGGGGGAAUCCUCCCCAAAUUCUUCCCCCCCCUCCUCCCCAAAUUCUCCCCCCCCCCCACUUUAAAUACUAAAAUAAGACACAAAGUAAUAUUCUUUGGAAGGAAGAACCCUCCCCAUAACCCCUCCCCCACUUAUCAAGCCCUUUCUGGGGAAUCCCCCCCAAAUUCUUCCCCCCCCCCCUCCCCAAAUUCCCCCCCCCCCCCACUUUAAAUACUAAAAUAAGACACAAAGUAAUAUUCUUUGGAAGGAAGAACCCUCCCCAUAACCCCUCCCCCACUUAUCAAGCCCUUUCCCUGCUAAGUGGUGAAACAUAUCAAAACAGUUUUCUGACAUCCAACUUUUCCACGCCUUCAGCUUCCAUUUAUGACCAUCUAUCUUGUCAGUCAUUGUGAAGCACAAGUCCAUCAUUUUGCAUGGAUGUACUGAGCUAAAUUAAGCUGGCAACCAUAUCUGCCAAGUAAGUUAUAAGAAACAUGCAUAUUGACACCCGACAAUCACAGUAUAAUUUCUGGGGGAAACUCAAGAUCCACAACCAAUAGGCAUUUUCUACAAUCAACCCAUUAACUAUCUCGCAUAUACGGAAAAGUAUUAAAGACAUAUCAAUAUCUUUUAUUGAAUUAGAAUUAGAAGACACAUCACUACAAGUAGAGGUGGAAGUUUAAAAAUAAAUCAAGUAAGUCAAUUAAAAUACAUAGGAUCCUUAAUAAAUGAAAGAAAUGACUUACUGACAAAAAAUAAAAGAAAGAAUAUUGGCCGGAAACAGGGCAAACGUCAGUAGUCACAAAAUACUCAAAAGUAAAAUGUUAUGUGGAACGAUAACAUAAGGCUCUCGAACCAGCACUGGUCCAUGGACCAACGUUCCUGCUUUAUCAACACUGAUCAUAUUAAAUUCUUAAGUUACAACUGAAGCAGAUAAUAUUUGAAUCAUUGAGGUUUUAAAAAAGUGAAAUUCUCUACAUACUUUAAAUUUAUGUGUUUUUAAAUGUUAUAUUUUAUGUAUUUGAAACAAAAAUAUUUCAGAACUGUGUCUUCUUUUUUUAACAGGCUCACGCAUUUAGCAGAAAAGCAGAUGCACUAACUAAAAGAGCAAAAUAUGAAGAUGCUAUAGCUUGUCACAGGAAAGCUGCUGGUAUUUUAAUCCUUUUUAUUUGUGUGGCCAUUUAAAAUAUUUUAUCCUAUAAAGACUACCUUUCUCUAGUCAGAUAAGAUCUUUAAAUUUAAAGCAGUGGUUACCAGCAUGUGCUAGGCAUACGCCCAGGGGUACAUGGUGGAAAUUAUAUUGAAAAUGGUGGAAAACAGCACACAAAAAAAAGUAACUUUACACCUAUUGAUUUACUGUAUGAAGCUGUAUGUCGAUACUUAGCUAUAUAUGAACAACACAUUUUUUUAAUGAAAGUAAUAAUGAGAACUCAAUAUUGUUGUAUUAAAGUCCGAUGUUGAUAGUUUUUUUGUUGUUUUUUUGCCUCUUUUAUUUUUAUGGCCAAACUUAUUAUUUUAAAGUCAAUGACUAAUUAUUGUACUUCCAUUAAAAGUUAGUGCAUUUUAUAAUACUACCUGUAGUCUAAUUUUUAUUUGAAGCUGAAAUAAUUUGUAAAAUAGAAAAUGAAAGCCUGUGAAUGUCAACAGCUUUAUCUGCCUCAUUUGAUUAUUUAGCUAAUCUAUUCAUUUAUUUUAUUUUUAUGAAUAUGGGGGGGGGGGGGGGAGACUUUAAAUGAGAGGUUAAAUCAAGGGCUACAGGAGGAAAAAAGAUUGGUAACCACUUGCAGUAUAAAGAUUCUGGUUGAUAUAGCUAUAAUAUCUUUUUUCAUCAACAUAAGUUUUACUUUUUAAAAAAUGGUCUUCACUAUUAAUUAUUAUUAGUGGUGAAAUAUUAGGUACAGGGUGUAAAGGUACAAAUAGAUGCUACAGUGGCUGAACUCUGUAUUGUUAGUAAUACACAAGAAAUGCUUAAAAUGGUAAACCAGCUAUCAAAGUACUUUUGUUCCAACUGUAAAUUUCAUUAAAAAGACCUACAGGCCUAGAUAUUAAAUUUCAUUGGAGUCAUAAAAUAAUAUUUUCUUUCGUAACCUCUCUCAUUAAGAUUUGCUCAAUAUGAAAAUAGAAUAAGAUAUUUGGCUGCAAAAAUGGGCCUUUCAAAACAAAAAAAAUCAAUAAUACAUUGUUAUCAUUACCUUAUUUAAAACUACACUACUUAAAUUAUCUAGCGAACAAAACAUUUCAUUUGGGUGGGGGGGGGGGGGGGGUGUUGUUAUAGACCUUUUUUUAAAAUGAAAUAAAUUUGUAUUUUCACCCUUUGGAAUAAAAAAAACCCCCCCCCCCACACACACACAAUUUGCAAUUUAUACUGUAAUUAAAAUGUGGUUUAUAAUUUUGCAUAUGUAAGAUUUCAAGUUCUCAUUUAUUUUAACAUGGUAUUGUGACUAUUUGAACAAUAUUUUUUUUGUAUUUUGAAUUAUUCUAAUUUAAUCUGAAAUUUCAAAGACUAAAAAUGUGUUGCUGUUUUAUUUGUUUACUUUAUUUUUCAGAAUGCCUUCUCCAAGCCAUGAGUACUGCUACUUCUUCUACUCUCUUAGAAUCAAUGUCACUUCAACAUAAGGCAUAUUUAAGCCAAAUUGAUAAGUUGCAUGCUAAGAACGAACUUGUUGAAUUUAUGAAUGGAAAUGGCAAAGCAAAAGCCACAGUCAGUCGAUCAACACAAAGUGAUGGACUUCAUAACAUUGACACAACUAAGCAAGUUACUUGGGAUGAAGACACAAUAUAUCAGACGUUGCGUGAAAAUGAAGACAUGAUGAACCGUCUUUUCCAAAGAAACUCAGAAAAAUUAGACGGCUGUCUAAGUUCCAAUGCAGAUAGACAAUCAUACACCUCUUCAGGAGACCCUGAAAACUCAUGUGAUUAUGAUAAAAUUCUUCAAGCCCUAAAAAAUAAAACAGACCUGAACGCGCACAGUUGCGAUUCUGUUAGUGAACUGAUCCAAAUUAACAACAAGCUAAGCAAAGCAGUUUGCAGUUUGUUGCAAGAGCUUGGGUCCACUAAAGCCGAAAAAAAGCAAAUGGAGGAGAAACUAGGGGAAAGUCAGGAAAUACUGAAGCAGGGAUCCGAGGGUCUUAAGUUUUCAAGCCUUGAUCUUCCUCCAUUAGAAGUCUCUUAUCCUGAAUUAGCUCAUACACUAAACUCAUGAAAUUCACCCUGAAACUAAUUUUACAUUGUUAUUUUCUAAACAUUUGAUUACAGUUUGCUUGACAUGGGUUUCUUUAUAUCAUAAAGAGCUCAGAUCCAUUAUACAGCUUAGUCUCAACAAAUAUACCAAUAUGAUUUAAAAUCCCUUGUGUAAUUACUUUAUUUUAAUUAUGUUGGGAGUAUAUUUCAUAACUGUGUAAAACAAGUCUGGAAUUUAGUUGAAAAUUACAGAACCUUUUUUUUUUUUAAUAUGCUCAUUAACAAUUUUUUUUAAAUUUCUUUUUGUGUGUGGGAUCUUCAUAAAUCCAAAUAGGGCACAAUUAAAACUCUGCAUCAAGAAUUUCAACUAAAUGAUGUACUAUUUGUAAAUAUGUGUUACAUCAUACAGCAUUUGUUACCAGUACUUCAAUAUUAGUAAAUUAAAAUAGCUUCUCAUUAAGAUUAUUUUAUUGAACCAAACAAAUGAACUUUCAUUUUCUUACAUUGUAAAUAUUUAUUUUCAGCAUUUUAAAUACAAACACAGACAUUAAAAAACAUUCUGAUUUAACCAGGAAAAUUUUUUGCCUAAAAACUCUUUAACUAGAUUUUCAAACACAAUAACCAGUCAUCCUGUUGUUGCACACCUCUCUCAUGCCCAUAUUGACAUGAAAUCAUGAUAGAUAAUGUUGUCCAAAAUUGAUUGACAAGUGCUGCCUUGUGAUAAAACAGUUUUCAGUUCCAACUCAUUUGCAAACUGCUAAUUAUCAGUAAUGUUAAAAAAAACUACUUUGAAUUUAUAUAUCCAACAUUUCUUAGAUGCAAGAAAAGUUAGACCUUCAUCUAGCUUAAAUUAUAAACAAAACCAGAACUUAUGUGACAAGUGCAUUUGUGAAAUGUUAAAUACUUAAACUUAAAAACAAAAGAAUCCGGACGGGGUGUAAUGAUUCUUGCUGACAUCGGCAAGCUAGCAUGUUUUAUUAUAUUUAUAUGCUGCUUUUGCCCACUGCCUGUAUUAUAAUAUUUUAAAAAAUAAUAAAUUGGUGACGUCCUCUAUGCCUGAUCUCUUUGGAAAAUGAUUAUAGUCUGAAGCAACCAAGAAGUUUAUAGAAAUUUCAUGUGGGAGAUACUACAAAAAGUGUGAAUUUGUUGGGUUUUUUUUGGUCUAAAAUACAAGUCUGGUUGACUUUAAUCAAAUGAUUUAUAAAAACAGACUUAUUUAGAAGUUUAAAUCUAGGGGCUCGUUGCUCUUAACAAUAUUUAUUAAUAGUUAUACUUCCUGGCACUUUGCACCAUAUAAAGCUGUAUGCACAAGUUUAAAAGUAAAGGGGACUCUGUAAGCCUAAUGCAGACCAAUGUGAACAUUAGGGGAGAGGGUUUGGAAAAUAUUUUUUGUGGACAUCCUUAAUGAACAAGUCGACUAGAAUGUCAGCCUUUUAUAUUUUAGCUUCUUACAGGACUCUUUCCCUAAACUUAAGCAAAGCAGAUGUACAUUCAUUAAACCCUAGAAAUAACCUGCCAAACAAUGGCAGCAGCGAUGCAUGAUCUCCCAUCUACUUAAGUCUAAAGUUGCUUGACAAUACAUGCAUUCAAGUAACGCACUUAAAAAGAAUUAUGAUUAGUGCUAACUUCUGGGAAUUUUAUUUUGCUGGUCUAUUGAACACAUAGAGUUACAGCCAUAAAUACAUGCAUACAUACCUAGAGUAUUAUUAUACAUUGUAGUAGGUUGUCCAAACUGAAAUUUUCUAUACAUAGCAGAAAUUUCACCUUAUAAUAGAACUUUUUAUUCUAAGAUAUAGGCCAC
Lymnaea stagnalis (great pond snail) is the source of this 5913-nucleotide messenger RNA. Lineage: Eukaryota; Metazoa; Mollusca; Gastropoda; Lymnaeidae. The record is from the annotation of a GenBank genome assembly.